GUUCAGAUGCAGAUGGAUAACUGAACAUCUAAUACCCAUGUUCAGAAGCCAUGAAUUCCAGAAAAUUGCUCUCAGAAACACGGAGAACAUUUCCUGCUACUAAAGUACGCUGCCAGCAGCCAUCGCGGAUUCUCAUUGUGGAUGUCACAUCACCUUCCUGGACCAACACUUGUUCUGUACUCUCUGAAGCUCUGGAAAACACGCUGUGCUUGGUGUGCAGUUUGACAGGCCCCUGCCGUGUUCCCCUGCUGAGCCUCUACGUGGUGCAGAGCCAGCAGGAGUGUCUGCUUCCCUUUACGCAAGUGAGAGAAAACUUUGCACGAGUUCAAGCCUGCAUUUCGGAGCUCCGUUCACUACCAAGAGAAGGCUGUUUCCCACAGGGGGGAAAUGGAGUGGUACAGGCUGUGCAGGAUGGAUUGCAACAGUUCAAACAAUACAGCAGACACACAGCAGCAGGAGGCUCAGCAAACAGUUCUGUUGAGGUCACAAUUUUGACUAGCCAGUCAAGCAAAGAGAUGGUAAAGCAGCUGGAAAAUAAGUUGAAAGAUGUAGACCUUGUGAGUCUACGAAGAAUACAAGUCAUUGAGAUUCUGAAGAGAGACUUUUUGGAGCCUGAGGACAUGGAACAGUGCAUGCCAGCAGAAGAGCCCAUCAGCAAUGACAUUGCAAUCCUGGGAAUGGACAUUGAUGUGCAAACCAUAGAGGACAAUGUCAUCAGCUUGGAGAUGCUGUUUAAAACAUGGCUACAUGACUAUGGCACAGAGAGAGAACACCUCCAUCUCCUCCUUCCAUCAGGAGGCUUCAGCCAUGCGGCUGCACCAAAGACCACCCUAAUGUGCCUGAAGUGCGAUUUGCAGGAGAGAUUGCUCGACCCAGCUCUACUUUCUGGGACGGCUGAUGGCACUGUGAGAGCAGCAGAUCUGAAUUCGCCCUGCCAGAUGGCAGCCUGGCCAGCUACAGUGCUGUAUAAACUCCGGGUUGUAAAGGCUCUGAAGUCUGAAGGGGUUUGUGAGUCUGUACUGUAUGGACUGCCCUUCAUCAUCAAGCCCACAAGCUGCUGGCAGCUAGACUGGGAUGAACUGGAGACAAACCAGCACAGCUUCCAUGCUCUAUGUCAUAGUCUUCUGAAAAGGAAGUGGAUGCUUCUGGCCAAACGUGAGCCACAGAACAUCAGUCCAAACUGGAACAUUGUGGUGCAUUCCUACUACAUAAUUGUCCCUUCCGACUCUGCCACUCUACUUGUCAAAGCAGUCGCCAUCAGAGAGCUCUUGCUGCCAUCAACCUUCCCAGCCCUCCUUGCUGAGCAUCCUGAGAGCGUGUAUGGCCCUAUAGAGAGUGCCCUGAACAGCUUGGAAGUGGAAGUUGCUUAUAACCCCUUGCACCUAAAAAGCAACCUCUACAAAUACCUGAAGAGUAUGUUGUACAAACCUCUGCACAGGCAGCAGGUCCAGCCCAGGGACCAGCGACCAGAGCGGCAUCAACCCAAGCAGCAUCAGAGCAGAGCCAAAGCCACGGUGGCACCCCUUCUGAUGGCUCCUUCUCCUGCCCAAGUGUUCAGACCAGCAGUGGCGAGGAGAGAUUCCUGUGAAUGCUCCCUGCUCCCCAAGGAGUAUGACGAGUUCCUGCAGUGA
Molecule: messenger RNA, 1631 nt
Organism: Antrostomus carolinensis (chuck-will's-widow)
Lineage: Eukaryota; Metazoa; Chordata; Aves; Caprimulgiformes; Caprimulgidae
Gene: M1AP
Product: meiosis 1 associated protein
Exons: 9
Coding region: 51-1631 (526 amino acids)
Biological process (GO): meiosis I; spermatogenesis; male meiosis chromosome separation
Source: RefSeq, a predicted model, not a curated record